Molecule: messenger RNA, 4510 nt
Organism: Hippoglossus stenolepis (Pacific halibut)
Lineage: Eukaryota; Metazoa; Chordata; Actinopteri; Pleuronectiformes; Pleuronectidae
Exons: 6
Coding region: 499-1155 (218 amino acids)
Molecular function (GO): zinc ion binding; DNA binding
Source: RefSeq, a predicted model, not a curated record
CUGCGGGUGACGGCUUCAGAAAGCGGCCAGGACCCGGUCGGGAGGCGCUGUGUGUUGUGGGGCUGGCUGAUGAGGCUAGCGGCGCGGCUAACGCUAGCAUGCUAACAUCAGCGGUUAUUCGCUUUUAAAACCAACGGAUUUGUUUACGGUCCGUCGCUCGGGACGCUUUGCUUUUUUAGUUUUCUUGCUUUUUCCCCCCCCAGCGUGAUGGAAGAAGACUCGUGAAGUCCUGCCCUUCCCUUUUGUGUUUUGUGUUUUAAUGUCAGACCAACAAAAAGCCCUCCAGCCGAGGCUGUUUGCUAAUGUUACAGUAUUUGCUUUGAGCUGCACAGGACCCCGAUUGUUUUCUGCUGCGGACGAACUCAGGCUGGGGACAGUCAGCUGUAAGUUGUGAGUGGAGAGAUCGUAAGCGACGUGUUGUUAGCGAGGGCCAGGUCAUCGCUGCAUUGGGGUUUGGUGAACAUCCUCUCCCAUCCCCCUUACCCCCUCUGCCGGAGCAUGGCUCAGGAGACCAAUCAGACGCAGGUGCCAAUGCUUUGCACUAUGGGAUGCGGUUUCUAUGGUAACCCCCGCACCAACGGCAUGUGCUCGGUCUGCUACAAGGAACACCUGCAGAGACAACAGGGCGGGGGGCGAUCCAGCCCCCCGGGAGAGAAAGCUGCUACAUCACCUGCAGGAUCACCAGGAUCAGCUGGUGUGACUGUGGAAAGCACAACCCCAGAGCCCAGUACAGAGGUAGCAGGGACCCCACCCGAGGAACCAACGAGCAGCCCUAGCUCUCCCAGCCCAGUAACACAGCAGAUGACCGCAAUGAGCAUCUCCCAGGAUUCGGGAGCUGUAGACCCUGAUCGAGCAGAUGGCGAGGAGGGAGAAGAGGAGGGCACUUCCAACAGCACAGAGCCACUGGGGGAAGGGGCACAGGCUUCAUCUGAUGGGGACCAAACCCCGGAUAAAAACAAGAAAAAGAACCGCUGCUUUUCAUGCCGAAAGAAAGUAGGCCUCACUGGUUUUGACUGUCGCUGCGGCAACCUGUUCUGUGCCAUUCACCGUUAUUCCGACAAACACGACUGUCCCUAUGAUUACCGGAGUGCAGCGGCUGCCCGCAUACGCAAGGAGAACCCGAUCGUGGUGGCUGAGAAAAUUCAGAAGUUAUGAGGACUUGAGUGCAACAAGAGUCUCUCUGACUUUGAAUUUGAACAAUGGCGACUUGGAUGAAAACACCUGAUAUCAUGGCUUCAUUUGUUCAUGGUAGUCUAAGAUGGGCGGGUCGGGGUGGUGAGGUCGCAGCCACUGUCCUGACGCUUCCCUAACUAGCCUCUCCCUCUCUCUCCGCUGGUGACUGUGGCUGAACCUGUGUGUGUGCGAGUGUGUGUGCGUGUUCUUGUGUUUGUAUGAAAGCGUGUGUGUGUGUCGAGAGUCGGGGAGAGAGCCGUAGAGGCUUUGUGGACAUAAACGUUGCUGUGUGGUAAGGGAAGGCAUUUGAUUUUUACCCCUUUUUGUUUCUCAACUUGGGGGAUCGUGUGGUUUAUUUUUAUACAAUCCCUGUAAGAUGGUUGAAAUGAGACGGGGAUAAGCUGUUAAGGAAUGUGUUGCAGCCUGGAUAACGACACAGAGGUCAAUUUUAGGGUCUAGAGAGUUAAAAAAAACAACCUAACUGCGAGAUUUCAUGUAUCAGCGAGACCUUUUAAGGGCUUUGGAAUAUUAUUUUUUUUCUCCCAGACUGAAAAUGAUGUCAACUCUGUGUCAAUUUGGCAUUUUAUUUUUCUCCUGCCCCUCCAACCUUUGUUCCAUGGGUCACCACAUGUUGAACUCCCAAGUUUCAGCAUUUUCCAGAAAUGUUCUUUGAUAUAUUGACUUAUCAUACUGAUAUUGGGUGCAUGAACAGCUAAUGGUGGGGGAAGGUUGGGGAGGGACUGUGUAGGGGAAACUGAGAACCUUGACUUAACUGAGUGAUUGAAUUAUGUGUUCUUUUUUUCUGUUUUAAUGAGCGUAUGACAUCAGAAGAUCUAUAUUAAUAUAUUGUAGUUAGCUUGAAUUGUGUGAUUGCAUUCUAUUUAUUUUUUAUCGUUUGGUUGGUCUGUGCUGGAGGAUUGGCAGCAUGUGUCAGCAAAUCAUUGAGAUGUGCAUUUAACCUUUGCAUUUAUAUUUAAGUAAUUCCAUCUUAAUUAUAUAACCAUUGAAGAAAAAACACACAAGCUCUGACAUGAUGGAUUAGAGUCCAGUUAAGCCGUUACAAUUAAGAUUUUUGCAGUGAAAUGUCCAUUGUUCUGGAUUUAGAAACAAAGCACAACAAAGUGUGUCAACUUCAGAUCACAAGAUACUGUGCCACACCUACUCAGUUUUGUUCAGCAUCUGGGUCAUUCGCAGUUUAUAUUUGAUGUAUGCAGGAGCCUCGCUGAGGAAAGGGUGUUCGUGUUGGAUCGAGGCGAGGCGUUCUCCUUGAAUGCCCUUUUAUGUUCGAUGGAGUCUGAGUGAAGCUCCACAAUUCUCUAACCACCAGCAGACCACUGACAAAUGCUGAAUAAAAACUGACCUGGGUCGCAGCGGUUACUCCACACACUGACACACACCCUCAGCUAAUGUAAAGAUUGUUGCGAUGCUGCAGAGUUGCUUGCUGUGCUUAUACAAUGUGCUCAGAUUCAGACGAGCCCUUUUACUACGAAGACCGCUUCUAGCUAGCUUCUUCUAGGAAGAUCCAACCUACUUGCAUGUGUGCAGACAAACGUAUGAGGUACCAUUUCGUAACUGACUGCACAGUCUGAAAUGAAGCUGGAAUGUUUUAAAAAGCCACACAGCAGUAGCACAAUGCAUGGCAGCAACCUUGAGGCUCAAGUUAACAGGACUCUAAAGUGUUUUCUUCCAAAUGUAAAUACCAUAUGGCUCCUAUUCAUAUAGUAUAAUCUUAUUGUAGAUUUCUGCCAGGUAAUAAAGGUGGGGGACUAAGGUGAAGAAUAGUACUGUGUAUAAAAGUGCUUUUCAUAAUUAUCCACAAAAAAGAAUUUGCAUAGAAUGGCACAGAAUUAGUUUUUUCCAGCUUGUUUCCCCUUUUAUUUGCAUCUGCCUGUAUCAUUUUCAAACAACAUUCAGUAGCUGUCUUUACCAUGAGUAUCUCAACAGACCACGUGGCUUCUUUUUUUCAAUACUAGUCCGAUUAUUAACAAACCCCUUUGAGCUUAAUUAACCUCGAUGAAUUACACAGUAUUCCAGUCCGUUCUUUUACCAUGCUACUGAAGUCUAGUCAUAGCAUAUAACCCUUAAUAUUACAGAAAAUUUAAAAGGUUUUUGUGAGAUGUAUACGGGCAAUUGAGGUUUAAUUUUUUCAUUAUCGUCAAAGCUUUCCUUGUAAAUGAUGCUUGAUCUGGAGUUGCAAGGUUUUUUCAGAGUAUGUGUGUUGUUUAAAAAGCCAAUGCAGAAUGGGUUGGACAUGAAUGACACUUCCCUCUUGUACACACAGAAUAUCAUGUUGGACCUAGUUGAGUUUUACUCUGGGCGCCUAUGAUUGGAAAAUUGGCCUUAACCAGGAUUCAUGUGAAGGUCUUGGCAGUGAUGAUGGUGAACAUGUCUAAAUGACUGUGAUUGAAUAUACAAGACUGGGACGGUGUUGUCCUGGGAUAAGUCAUGUGAACCCCAAGCUGUGAAAAACUAAAACAUAAAAGGAGUCAAUGCGGAUUCUUAAGUGAUAAUUAUGUUGUCGUGGCUUGUGGUCAGAGCAGCUCUGCAGAUUUGUGUUCCCUGCAUUGUGCCUGCUCGGUUGACGACCAAUACAAAAUAUUUUUUUGCAUACAGAGUGCUCAGUUUUUCAGAUUGAAAGUGCUGUCAGAGAAAAAACUUGUUUACUUGGGAUGAUUGUAAAUCAUGUGGACUUCAUGGUUUACAGUUUUCUGUUGACUGCUCAUCACACCUCCCUUGUUUUGUUUUUUAAGACAUGAGCAGUUUGAAUGUAAACCACCAUAAUUCACACAAUAAGCCGUGACAUCCUCUAUCAAACUACUCAGCCCUAAUAUUGAUUAGGCCCAAUUUUCUUACAUGCGAUGGACAGUUGGAUAGCUAAAACUGUUGUUUGUGGUGAAGGACUUGGCACCAGCAUUUAUGGCAACCAUACCUAAGUAAUCUAGAUAUUAUCCGUACAUUUGUUUUCUCUGUCUGUUGCUCUAAUAUGAUUUUGUUGUUUUCAGUCCCAUCUUUUAGCACAGCCUUUCAUAAUCAGUGUCUUCAUCAUGCAGGGGUUAUGAUUGAUCAUUAUGAUAAUCCUGAACAUUGUGAUGAGUCUGCAAACUGCAGAAGGAAGGACAAAAGAUGUUUCAUUUUGUCUUAUUGAGGUGCGCUUGAGGGACAUGAAAUGAAAUCUACAAUGUUCACAAAAGCUGUAGUUCUUGUCCCUUUGGCACUCCAGUCCCCCAGAAACACCACCAGAUAUCUUUUUAUUUUGUUUUUCUUUUUAAAGAUUUAGGAUUGUAUGAUGUGUAAGAGUAAGUAUUAAAACAAUAAAAUCACAAAGUUUAUUUUAAAA